CAUUACGCCAAACAGAGAUAUGGGAAUUUUCACAAUGCUCUCGAUCACGCUCUGCCUCCCGUUUUUCUUCCUCUGUCUUAAAACUGCCUUUUCAUCCUCUUUACACCUCUGCUCUCAUGAGGAGGCUGCUGCUUUGUUGCAAUUCAAGACUUCCUUUCCCAUCAAUUACACUGUUUGUCCACCAGAUUAUUCUAAGACUGAGUCUUGGAAGGAAGGUAUAGACUGCUGCUCCUGGGAUGGGGUUAGCUGUGAUAAUGUCACAGGUCAUGUAAUUGCCCUUGAUCUCAGCGAUGAUUGCCUUUCUGGCACCUUUCCUUCGAACAGCACUCUUUUUCUCCUCAAAAACCUAAAGAGCCUCAAUCUUUCCUUCAAUGAUUUUAGGCUUUCCAAGAUUCCACCAGAAAUCAGUCAGUUUACUAGACUAAAGCAUCUUGAUAUCUGUUAUUCUGAAUUUUCGGGCCAAUUUCCAGCAGAAAUUGCUCACCUCUCAAAGUUAGUUUCUCUCAAUCUCUCUAACUUGUUCAGUUUUGAGUCUGAUACUGUGGUCGUUUCGUCUCUUGGUAAUUUGAUCCUUGAAACAACUACCUUGAGAAAUCUUGUUCAGAAUUUGAGUGAGGUGAGAGAACUUGUGCUUAGUGGAGUGAACAUGACAUCUGUUAAUCCUCGUUUCUUCAUUAAUCUCUCUUCUUCUUUGACUACCCUUGAUCUUCGUUAUAUUCAGUUAAGAGGAAACUUUCCAAACAGUAUUUUCCGCUUUCCAAAUCUCAAGAAUUUUUAUUUAAGUGGAUCUUUUGGAGAGCGAAACCUCACUAUUGAUCUUCCAAGUUCCAAUUGGAGCAGUCCUCUCCAACAGUUGUAUUUAUCUGUCAUGGAUUGCGGAAGGCGAUUGCCAGAGUCUAUAGGAGAUCUAAAGUCAUUACAGUAUCUGCAUCUUCACUGCAACUUUGAAGGUUCCAUUCCAGCUUCCAUAGGUAACUUAAGGCAACUUACCUCUCUUUACCUUUCCAAUAAUCAGUUUUCUGGUCCCAUUCCAGCUUCCAUAGAAGCUGACAUGUUCUCGGCGCUUCAAAAUCUGGAAACCAUCUUUCUUUCAUACAAUAAUCUGUCCUUGAGAAUGAAUGUCAAUGCCAACUUCACAUUACCCAAACUAACUGAUGUUUCCUUUUCUUCUUGUAACUUGAGUGAAUUCCCCAAUUUCAUAAGACAUUCAAACAGUCUGCAAAGCCUAGUGCUAUCCAAAAAUAGGAUUCAUGGAAAUAUUCCCGAAUGGAUAUGUGAAAAGGAUCAUCUCCAAAUUCUUGACCUUUCUCAUAACAAUUUAAGCGGGAAGAUUCCAAAUUGUCUUCCUAAGUCUCUCUCAGUGUUGAAUUUGCAGGCCAAUUACUUUAAUGGAAAUAUACCAUUUGGGUUUCCAGAGCGCUGUGUAUUACGAAAUCUCAACUUACAUGGAAAUCAAAUGGACGGGCUAUUACCAAGGUCUUUGGUGAAUUGUAGCAUGUUAGAGGUUCUAGACGUUGGCAACAACAGCAUACAGGAUACAUUUCCUCAUUGGUUGGAAUCUCUACCAGAGCUUCAAGUGCUUGUCUUAAGGUCCAACAAGUUCCAUGGUUCUGUGCAGAGCACCAAAGAAAGUCCAUCUUUUCCCAAGUUACGAGUUCUGGACCUCUCCAGCAACGAUUUUCUUGGUCCUUUGCCUCUUCAGUACAUGGAAAAUUUUAAAGCAAUGAUGGACUCUCAUGGACAGGAUGGUUCCCUUGAAUACAUGAUGGUGGCGCCAGGUGGCAAUUCUUAUCAAUAUUCACUGGUUGUGACAUUGAAGGGACACGACUAUGAGCUGCAAGGAAUCUUGACUGCAUUCAGUAGUAUUCAUCUCUCAAAUAACAUGUUUGAGGGAGAAAUUCCAGAUGUAAUUGGAAAGCUUAGUUCUCUCAAAGGACUUAAUCUUUCUCAUAACAACCUUACUGGUCAUAUCCCACCGUCACUAGGGAAUUUGACGAAUCUGGAAUGGUUGGAUCUCUCUUCCAACGAGCUGGCGGGGAAAAUUCCUGAUGAAUUGGUAUCUUUGACACAACUCUCUGUAUUGAAUCUUUCAAAUAAUCAUCUCGUCGGACGCAUACCACAAGGCAGUCAGUUCAACACCUUUGAAAAUGGUUCUUAUGAAGGAAACCUUGGACUGUGUGGAGUCCCAUUGUCAAAAUCUUGUGAUGGAAUCGGGACACCGCCGAGCUCCUUCCAAGAAAAAGAUGAGUUGUGGAGAUUUGGCUGGAGGGUUGUGGUGUUAGGCUAUGGAUGUGGAGUUGUUUUUGGACUGUUGAUGGGAUAUCUUGUCUUCCGAACAGGAAAACCAAAAUGGUUUGUGUCUUUGUUUGAUGGCCGACCAAGUCAAAGUGGAAGGAAGAUGAGGAAAGCUAGAAGACUUGUUCCAAGAAGAAGCUAGCUCCAGAGUUAAUGUCUUAGACCUUCUGAUUUAAUGUUUCCUGAAUAAGUGCUUUUUGGGUUAUGGCUGGCAUUGGCUUGUCUAAAAUUGUCAGCCUUCUCUUGACUUUAUUAUGCUUUGUAAUUUUGUCUUUCUUUAUUGUAAAAUAUAUUUGAAGGUUUAAG
Molecule: messenger RNA, 2601 nt
Organism: Rubroshorea leprosula
Lineage: Eukaryota; Viridiplantae; Streptophyta; Magnoliopsida; Malvales; Dipterocarpaceae
Source: the annotation of a GenBank genome assembly